This is a messenger RNA of Polyodon spathula (Mississippi paddlefish), 1025 nucleotides long. It is a transcript of the gene pdrg1, whose product is annotated as p53 and DNA-damage regulated 1. The transcript has 5 exons. Bases 118 to 570 code for a protein of 150 amino acids. NCBI's taxonomy places the organism in Eukaryota, Metazoa, Chordata, Actinopteri, Acipenseriformes, Polyodontidae. The record is from RefSeq and is a predicted model, not a curated record.
AAAUACAGAAUUGUUGCAUCUUUUUUUUUCUGAAGGCACAUAACGCAAUUGUAGGUUCUAAUCAAGGACAGUGUCGCGGUGACAAGAGCCAAGCGUGUUUCCCCGGAACACUUCUUUAUGCAUCCUUGUUUCCCUUCUCGGAGAUGUUUGUGUGGUGGCUUCGUUUCCGGAAAUAUGAUGGACUCUGAAAAGGUGUUACAGUACCUGUGUGAAGUGGAGGAGGCAGCCGAAGAGGUUUUAGCAGAUAGACAGCAGAUUGUGGAUCUGGACAUCAAAAGAAACAGAAACAGGGAGGCACUGAGAGCGCUGCAAGGUGACAGAGAGCAGGCUGACAAGGUGAAGGUUUGCUUUGGGAACAUGUUCAUUAAGCUACCUAGAACAAAGACCAAAGAGAUGAUUCAAAAAGACCAGAAACAGCUUGAUAAGGAGAUUUGCGAUCUAAGAAACCAACUGAAAGCGAAAGUGAAUCGACUGAACGAUUUGCAAGGCAAGCCAGAACUCCGGGGUUUCAACCUCGCCCCACUCACGAAAGAGGAGCUGCAGGCUGUUAACAUGCAACUCAGAAGAUGAACUCCACCCAGGGUUCAUCGUCUUGGAGAAUCAGCUGUGACUGUAACUGUGUUACCUGCCGUGGACAGAAGUCUUUGCUUGUUUGUGUGGACUAAAAACUUGUCUUUUGUAAUAGGAGCCUUGGUUCAGAGUCUGUCUUUCACUUCAAUAUGGCAGUGUAUUUGUAAUGCAUCUCCUCUCUGUCUUUGGUGAGCUUGCACUAGACAGAGGGCCUGAGUGAAAUAUUCAGAGGGUACAAGUCAUUCAUGUGUGAGCGUGAGUCAUUACAACACCUCGGUAAGCCAUGCUGGCACAGUGAUCACCCAUUGUGUACUUGUUUCGGCCAAAAAAAAAAAAAAAAAAUCGUUUAGUUUUUAAGGUAGUCUGGCACAUGCACCAGGAUCCAUCAAUCACAUUGUUGGGACUGCAUUGUUACCACGAUUAAAAUAAAAUGUGUUUUUUUUUUUUCCGGUAAA